This is a messenger RNA of Owenia fusiformis, 2693 nucleotides long. The record is from the annotation of a GenBank genome assembly. NCBI's taxonomy places the organism in Eukaryota, Metazoa, Annelida, Polychaeta, Sabellida, Oweniidae.
GUUUUGCAUAAUAAAUUUAUACUGAUGAAUAUUCAUGACGAAUACCCCCUGCAUCGUCGUCUCCCCGCCUUACUGAAAAUCAAAAUGGCGUCUAUCGGAUCGGAGGUCGAAAUACAAGAGGUGGAAGUAGAGACGAUUCCCAUUGAUAUGAAUAUAGAGACUGUAGAAACAAGUGAUGAAACAAUUGAGGUACAACCCAUGAUAGCUUUACAACCUCUACCUGAUGCUAUUCAAGAGGAAAUAGUGCUACAAACACGGGAAGAAGUUGUCGGAGACCACGACUUGACAGAUGCCACAUUGGUUUACGAAGAUAGCAUAAAUGUUCCUGUCCCAGAAGUUGAGAUUUCCUCAGAUAUGUUUAUAGAGACUGGUAAAAAAACUAAAGGAGGAAAAAAGAAAGGUGGUAAAUCUAAAUUAGGACUCGUAUCAUCGGCAUCAAUUGUAGGAACAGAUUUUCCUUUGGACCCUUCAACGACCACUCGAAAAUGGGAACAAAAGCAAGUCCAAAUAAAAACGUUAGAGGGGGAAUUUUCAGUCACUAUGUGGGCCUCGGGGGGAGAUGAUAAAAAAGAUCCAUUAGAAGAUGCAGUAACAGAGGAAACUGUGACAACUAGCUCUGUGGAUGAUGUUGAUUACACAGAGUAUAUGACAGGAAAGAAAAUCAACACAGGUGGAAUACCAGGUGUUGAUUUAAGUGAUCCUAAACAGUUAGCUGAAUUUGCAAAAUUUGCCCAAAGCAGUUCCCAUGAGUAUGUUGAAUACCAAGACUCACCCAGGAUGAGUCGACCCAGGAAAAGUAAUGCAGAUGACACACCUAGAACUGUUCCAUGCCCGCAUAAGGGGUGUACUAAGAUGUUCCGAGACAAUUCAGCAAUGCGUAAACAUCUUCACACACAUGGCCCAAGGGUACAUGUAUGCGCUGAGUGUGGAAAGGCUUUUGUGGAAAGCUCCAAACUAAAACGCCAUCAGUUGGUUCACACAGGAGAAAAGCCAUUUCAGUGUACAUUUGAAGGAUGUGGUAAACGUUUCUCAUUAGACUUCAACCUCCGUACCCAUGUUAGGAUCCAUACUGGAGAUAAGCCAUAUGUUUGUCCCUUUGAUGGAUGUAACAAGAAGUUUGCCCAGUCUACUAAUCUCAAGUCACAUAUACUCACACAUACAAAGGCUAGGAAUAAUACUUCAAAUGUUGUACAAGGCUUCACAACAUGGACAUUGCCUAUGUGAAUACGGACACUUCUGAAGUGGACCUAUGUGAAUAUGGACUUUAUGAAUUUGGCCCAUGUGAAUAUAGACUGUAUGAAAAUAAACAUGAAGGGUCAACUAUGGAGUAUAUUAAAACUCAAAGAUGUUUGAAAAUCAAGAAUUGUGAGUCUUGUACCAUGAAGUUUUUUCUUUCAAACUUGUUGCAUUAGAAACAAAAUAGAUUUAUUUCCUAUUGAUAGGGAUAUACUUUUAUUAGGCAAACAGAGCUUUGCUUAUGCAGUAUUGGUGUGCCAAGCUGUUAAGAACAUGUUUUCAAAAUAUUCAACCUUAAGUAUAUUCUGCCAGCUGGGUACAUCAUGAUGUAGAACAGUUAUUUGCUUAAUUUCCAAUGCAGCCAGUUUCAAGAAAAACAAUACCUUGAUUUAUUGCGUUAAUUUGCGCCAUAGUUGUCCCCACUUGAUAAAAUAUAAUUGUAACUGUACACUCUGUAUAUAUAAAUAGGUAUCUCUAUCAUUUGUGAUACAAAGACUAUAUUGUGGGGCUUAAAGUGUUCACAGCAAUGGUGUUAACUUCUUGGGGUCUGUUGCAAACAGGAUUCAAUUGGUAAAACAACUACUUUAAAGAAAUUAUUUCCAUCAACACUUAUCAUGUCUGGCAAUUUGAUUUAUGCAAACACAGUGGAGCAAAAUUGAUUUAAAAUCGUUAGAUUAAACCUCUUGUCACAUGGCCCUUAAAUUAAAGGACAUCACUUAGACCUUCUAUGAAGGGAUCAUGUAUAUAAAUUUAAAAGUCUAGUAUUGUAGAAGAUAGAUGAUGAUGACAUUAAGUUUACCAAGAUUACUCCCAAUGAUUUUAUUGUCACAGUAUUUUAAGAUGUUUCCAACAUGUUAACACUUAUGGAAAAAUUAAGUUGAUUAUAUUUUGUCUCUUCCCCCCUCCCCAAAUAAUGGAUUUUGAAAGUGUUGAAUUUUUCAAGAAACGAAGAACUUCUCUAUUGAAAUAGUAAUAAUACCCCCUCCCCUCCUCUUACACAAUUACCUUUGUUCUUCUAUAACUGUUGACAUGGAAACCAUCUAAAUGUUAAGGCAAUUUUUACCAAAAUAUUUCUUCAUCAAAUAUGGUUUAAAUUUAAAUUACAUUACACUGUAAUGAUUACACUUUUGAUCAAAAUUGAUGAUAUAUAAAAUCAUGUUAUAUAAAAUCAAUAUUGUGUAGGAUCUAGUUGGUUCAUCAAAUUGUGCCGUUUACAAGUUUCUUUUGUCGACUGAUAAGUAUUUUAGUUUUAUAAUGUAUCAUGGACCCAUCAUAGUAAAAUAUUGCCAAUGCCAUUGAAGACAUUCAAUAAAGAAUCUUGCUUUGUAAAUUUUAAUGCUUGUUUUGCCUGCUAUUAUUCAAGUACAGGAAAUAUGAAAUCCAAAGAUAAUUGUUGUUUUGUAAAUGCAGAUUAUAUUUAUUUCUACUUAUGAAAUAUAAUUGGGAUAAUAAUAUAA